AUGGUUAAAAUAAAAACCAAAAGUAUGACCACACAGAGCCUACGAGGAACUGCAAAUGAAGAUGAAUCCACACGGCACAGGGUUUCCCACAACAUCCAUCAUCCUCAACAGGAUCAUCCGAAGGCAUUGAUUCUACAGCCCAAAGCCUUUGUCCAUACUCCCAGGAAUCAGAGCUUCCUUCUUUCGUGCCAGGCCAAAGUCGCUACGAGAGAUCCGAUGCUGUUGCCAGACCUUCAGCCACAAUCAUCGUUCAAAUUAACCUGGACCGCCCAACCUCCGCGCCUUUCAGUUACGCCGUCCCAAGGGCACACGUUCCACUCUAACUGGCCACAGGGUGAACUGCCCCCAAAUCUAACUCAAAACACUUUCGCCCUUCUCGAACCUAACGAGCUGGGCCUUCAGCACUUAUCUGCCACCAGACUACGAUGA
Messenger RNA from Nycticebus coucang (slow loris), 429 nucleotides. RefSeq lists its product as uncharacterized. Lineage: Eukaryota; Metazoa; Chordata; Mammalia; Primates; Lorisidae. The record is from RefSeq and is a predicted model, not a curated record. The transcript has a single exon. The coding region runs from base 1 to 429 and encodes 142 amino acids.